Molecule: messenger RNA, 1677 nt
Organism: Triticum turgidum subsp. durum (durum wheat)
Lineage: Eukaryota; Viridiplantae; Streptophyta; Magnoliopsida; Poales; Poaceae
Source: the annotation of a GenBank genome assembly
AUGGCCACCGCAGCCGCCGCCAUCCCUGACGUCCGGAGGUGGAGCAAAGCUUCCGGCGGUCCUUCGUCUCCGGUGACCGCCACCGCCGUCUUCCUCUUCCUCUUCGUCGUCGUGGUCGGCGUCCUCGUCUCCGGCCGUUGGAUAACCACCACCACUAAUUUGGCAGACACCAAUCUAGAUCGGUGGCGCACAAACCCGGUAGGCGAUCCUAAAUUCCUGACCGCCACGCAUUCCACCUCCAUCCCUGCCACCCCUGAUGUGCCGCCGCCGCCGCUCCCCACAUACUCCCUCUCCUGCUCGGCGCCGCCACUCGCCGGUGAGCCUGACAUCCCAAGCAACAUCUCUCAGACUCUGUCCCUCGCGCUCUCCUCAAACGCCACAUGCGCCUCUGUCUCCGAGACACAGCUGGUUCCCCCCACUACCGCCGCCAACUCCUCCUGCCCUGCCUACUUCCGCUUCAUCCACGAGGACCUCCACCCGUGGCGCGCGGCGGGGGGCAUCACGCGCACGAUGCUCGACCGCGCGCGCACCACCGCCAACUUCCGCCUUGUCAUACUCCAUGGCCUUGCCUACAUUGAGCGCAUCGCGCCAGCCUUCCAGACGCGUGACCUCUUCACCAUCUGGGGCAUCCUCCAGCUACUCCGCCGCUACCCUGGUCGCAUCCCCGAUCUCGACCUCAUGUUCGACUGCGUGGACUGGCCGGUUGUCCAUGCUGAUGAGUACCAGGGGGAGAACGCCACCAUCUUGCCACCGCUUUUCCGCUACUGCGGCAACAAUGAGACACUCGACAUAGUUUUCCCGGACUGGUCUUUCUGGGGCUGGGCCGAGAUCAAUAUAAAGCCCUGGGAUGCGCUGCAAAAGGAUCUGGAUGCUGGCAAUAGGAAGGUGAGAUGGAUAGAUAGAGAGCCUUAUGCUUAUUGGAAAGGGAAUCCAGAGGUCGCAGCUAUAAGGCAAGAGCUGGUUGAGUGUAAUGUUUCCAGUGAGCAAGAAUGGAAUGCACGGAUUUACAAACAGGAUUGGGUUAAAGAGAGCAAGGCGGGAUACAAAAAAUCAGAUUUGGCAAGUCAAUGCACCCACAGGUACAAGAUCUACAUCGAAGGAUCAGCGUGGUCAGUUAGUGAGAAGUAUAUCCUAGCUUGUGAUUCGAUGACGCUAGUGAUUAACCCGAAAUACUACGAUUUCUUUUCAAGGGCGCUGAUGCCCACUCAGCACUAUUGGCCUGUUCGAGAUGAAAGUAAGUGUAGCUCCAUAAAGUAUGCUGUGGACUGGGGAAAUUCUCACAAGAAAAAGGCACAGAAAAUAGGGAAGGAAGGAAGCAAGUUCAUUCAACAAGAACUUAGUAUGGAAUAUGUAUACGAUUACAUGUUUCACCUCUUAACAGAGUACGCUAAGCUCCUACUGUUCAAGCCAACAAAGCCACCUGAAGCUGUUGAGGUCUGUCCCGAAUCUUUGGCCUGCCAAGCCAUAGGCAGGGAGAAGAAGUUUAUGGAGGAUUCCAUGGUAAAGUCUGCAAACGUUGCUGGCCCAUGCAGUCUGCCUCCUCCCUUUAGCCCCGAGGAAUUCAGAGAACUGUAUCAGAGGAAAGAAAAGUCGAUGAAGCAGGUUGAAGCGUUGGAGCGAAAUGCUUCAAAGCCUGAGGAGCGAAAUGCUUCAAAGCCUGAGGGUAGCAAUCGUUGA